CAUCACUAGCACCACCACCAUCAUCACUAACACCAUCAUCAUCGUCGUCACCGCCAUCGUCUGCGAGCAUGGCCUCGGAUAGUUCGGAGACGAAGCGGACACGGGACGAGGAGGAGGACGAGAAAGAGAACGAGGAGGGGGAGAACAAGAAUAAGAAGGCAAAGGAAGACGUCGAAGAGGAGAAAGAGGAGGGGAAAGAUGGGAAGGAAGACGACAAUGGUGGUGGUGGUGGUGGUGAGAAGGGGGAGGAGGAGGAUGAUGCCUGGGUCGGGCCCUUGCCAUGCGAGGCUGUUACCGUCAGUAAGAAGAAAGUGCUGGAAUUCGAGCGGGUGUUUCUCGACAACCUACCGUGUGCCGCCAUGUACGAGCGCAGCUACAUGCACCGCGACACCAUCACGCACGUGGCCGUCAGCAAGACGGAUUUCCUCAUCACAGCCAGCCAGGAUGGACACGUGAAGUUCUGGAAAAAGAAUGAAGGCGUCGGAAUAGAGUUUGCGAAACACUUCCGCAGUCACUUGGGUGCGAUCGAGGACAUCUCUGUGAGCUCAGAGGGUGCACUGUUCUGCUCAGUGGGCGAUGAUCAGGCCAUGAAGGUGUUUGACGUUGUAAACUUCGACAUGAUCAACAUGCUGAAGCUUGGCUACCAACCCGGCUGCUGCGAGUGGAUCUACUCUCCGGGGGAGCCGGUGUGCGUGGUGGCGUGCAGCGAGAAGCUCACAGGACGCGUGCACGUCUACGACGGGCGGGGCUCCAGCACUCCCCUGAGGACCCUUGAGAAGCUGCACUCGUCGCCCGUGUGCCUGCUGUGCUUUAACCCCAUCUACAAGGUGGUUGUGUCGGCCGACAAGACGGGCAUGCUCGAGUACUGGACGGGGCCGCAGCUGGACUACGCCUUCCCACGCAACGUGGCGUGGCAGUACAAGACGGACACGGACCUCUACGAGUUUGCGCGCUGCCGCACCUGCCCGACGGCGCUGACUUUCUCUCCCGACGGCUCCCGCAUCGCCACCAUUGCGCUGGACCGCAAAGUGCGCAUCUUCCAAUUCCGUACGGGCAAACUCAUCCGGGUCUUCGACGAGUCGCUUAAGAUGUUCACAGAGCUCCAGCAGAUGAAGCAGCAGCUGCCAGACAUGGAAUUUGGGCGGCGCAUGGCCAGCGAGCGUGAGCUGGACAAAGUGGAAGCCGCUCGAUUUGCCAACAUCGUGUUUGACGAGACGGGGCACUUUGUGCUCUAUGGCACCAUGCUCGGAAUCAAGGUCAUCAACAUCGAGACAAAUCGGUGCGUGCGGAUCCUGGGCAAGCAGGAGAACUCGCGGCCGCUGCACGUGGCGCUGUUCCAGGGCGUGGCGCGCACCAAACACGCCGCCCUGACGGUGGAGAUGAGGGCCUCCGACAACCCCGUGCUGAUGAGCGUGCAGGGCGACCCCACGGUGUUCGCGUCCGCCUUCAAGAAGAACCGCUUCUACAUGUUCACGCGGCGCGAGCCCGAAGACGCCAAGAGCCCCGAGUCGGACCGUGACGUCCUGAACGAGAAGCCGAGCAAGGAGGAGGUGAUGGCGGCAACGCAGUCGGAGGGCGCCAAGCGCGUGUCGGACUGCGCCAUCAUGCACACCACCUACGGCGACGUCACGCUCCGCCUCUACCCCUCCGAGUGCCCCAAGGCUGUGGAGAAUUUCUGCGUGCACAGCAAGAGCGGCUACUACAACGGGCACAUUUUCCAUCGCGUUAUCAAGGGCUUCAUGGUGCAGACGGGCGACCCGACGGGCACCGGCAUGGGCGGAGAGAGCAUCUGGGGCACCGAGUUUGAGGACGAGUUCCACCACACCCUGCGGCACGACCGCCCCUACACCCUGAGCCUGGCCAACGCCGGGCCGGCCACCAACGGCUCGCAGUUCUUCAUCACCGUCGUGCCCACGCCGUGGUUGGACAACAAGCACACGGUGUUUGGGAGGGUCACCAAGGGCAUGGAGGUCGUGCAGAAGAUCUCCAACGUCAAGACCAACCCCAAGACGGACAAGCCGUACGAGGACGUCACCAUCAUCAGCAUCUCCAUCCGAUAGCGCAGCAAGGGGUACGAGAGAAGGGAAAACCUUCUCUCUAUCUCUGCACUUGGCCGUCCGCCUGGGAUUGUAAAAUAUCGCCUCUCCUCAUCGCAGAAUGGACCAGACUGUGGUUUCUAUUUUCUCUGUGUCUCGUGUGUUCGGCAGCGGUUUCACGUGGGAUGCGUGAGAAAGCACCUCGAAAUACCGAUCUUAGAUUAAGGUCAAGAGGUCGUCGGGGAAGCUGCUGUUGAAGCCACUUGCACCUUCUUUCCGCUUGAUCUCGCAGUUUUUUUGGAACAUCGACAUCGGACAUCCCCCUCCCUCUUACGGACUCGUCGACAAGCAUCCAGCUCCGUGUGUUUCGCCUUGCCCUGCAGUUGGUUCUUAACAGUCGUCACUGUCGGUUGUACGAUUCUACCGUGGUCACGGACCCCCUCCCCGCAGGUGUCAUUCCUCCUCUGUCCUGCACAUGUGUCCCACCCAUCGCAGCCUCCACUUCCCCCCCAUUGCGUCUUCAGUGCUAUCCUGCCAAGUUCCAUUCUGAGCUCGCAAGGUACUCCACCAAAUUGCGAAAUUGAUCCUGCCAUAAAGCACCGACGUUAUAACGUCGCUUUCCAGUGCAUAAAGAGCCAGACCUGAAUCUCCAUCAAAGCCAACGGUCCUGAUUUUUUAAGCUUUGAUGCUCGUAAGAACGCAGUGUUUGUACGGCUAUGUGGGUGCAUCAGCAGUUCGCCACAAGCAGCGGGGGAGAUGUUUGGAAGCUAGCAGAUUGCAGCUGGCUGCGCUGGAGUCCUCGGGGCCAGUGAAAGUUGGAUACGAUGGGAGUUUUACAGUGACCUUGUCGGGCCACCCGUCAAAAUCUCGCCUUGCACGCACACACCUGCCCGAUGCGCUUAAUUCGACUAAUGCAGCUCGCACGGCAACUAUUAAUCACUCGGCAAAAACGAAAGUGUUUGCGCACGCAAGUAUGCCGUGCUCAGGAACACCCUUUUUGGCAAAACAGGAUAUAGGAAGUUGCAAAGUUCACUGCUGCGGGCCAUUAGAUAUCCGCGGACCGAGUAACGCCGCGCUCGUUUUUCUACAAACAACAAAAACUUAAUGCGUUCGUCAAUAGCACCGCCCGAAAGAGGAAAUGAUAAUAAUAAUAAUAGGUGACGUUUUGGGCGAUGAAAAAGGAGGGCAUUUGCAUGGGACGUUAGCUAUAUAUUAUUUUUUACAAAUGUGUUAAGUUUUUGUCACUUGUGCAAUCACUGCCAACAGCCUCGCAGUGUUUUUGUUUGGUCACCUUCCUUUGUGUUGAACAUGGUAGUGAAAAAUGAAAGUGCACAAACUUUUCGAUUUAAAGCUUUCGUGACUGCAGGGAUUCAUCUUCUUGGUUCUUUCGGUAAAGUCACGUAGAAUGGAAAUAAUAAAAUAAUAAAAAUAAAGCAUCAUAAAAUAAUUCUCACGACGUUUCAGCCACAACGCAAGCAGCCGUCCUCAGGUGAAGAACAGGUCUGUCGAGAAGUCAUUCAGACUCUUGUCUUCUUUUUAGUAUUUUAUUAUUUCCAUUCUACGUGACUUUACCGAAAGAACCAAGAAGAGUGCACAAACAGUUUAUUUCUGUUCCGUUCGAAUGAAGGCUGAUUCCAGAAAACAAACAGCUUUUGCCUUGGCGCUACUAACCUAAGCAGUUUGUUUCCCACACUGUCCGACACAAGUUUUAAGCUUUGUUAAUGAGAACAUUUUUUAAAAAUCACUUCCCGGUGGUUGUCGGGUGGCUCGGGUGAGAGAACGGAGGUCCAUGGUUCGAAUCUAAAUUUCAGCCGCCUGUGAUCAAACUUGGGUGUUUUAAGUGGAGUGAGUUGGACUCUGGUCGCCAACGCUUGCACGCAAAAAAUGGAUCGUGUUAAAUGUUGUUUUUCACUUAAUUUGGCUUAUUCCCACUGCGAAUUAAUUGAUUGUAACUGUCGUGCCAUAAACGUUGAGUUUUAUUGCCUGUGUAAUGAACACUCGGAGGCCUCGAGGGACUUGACAAUUCUGUGACUUCAUCUUUCGGGGGCCUUGCUGUUGACACUGACGCUCUGCUGCUCGCUGCGGAGUUACAAAUGGAAAUUUUGUCUCAUGACGCCAGUAAGACAGUUUGAAUGUAUUUGGAAAAAUGCAUCACUACGGUAUGACAAAAAUGUAUCCGUCUGGUGCGGUGCAACAGUUUAACAUCGCCCCAUUGAUGUGUUGCAAUGUAAGGGAGUGAUAUGAAAGUGAUGGUAACAAAGUUUCAUUGUCACACUUGACUAAAACGUCAAGAGUCGUUGUCCUUAGCACGGCAUCAAACUGAAGUUCGCCCGUGGCAGACACCUUGGGUACGCAUCUGCAAAGACGUUUAAAUUUGGAGUUGCGUUUCCCUAGCGCAUAUCGUCGGCGCUGCGUCGUGCCAAAGUGUGAAGAGAAUGGCGUCUAUAGCGAGGAGGUGCUUCCGAGGAUGUCCGAUGUCCUUCUGAUAAAAUUGCGUGCGUAGAACACGCCGCGUGCGUGCGAGCGUAUUGAUAGAGUGCCCUAUCACGUGAUUGUUUUUAACGGAAAUAGAUUUCUUUUUACGUAUAAAUACAUU
This is a messenger RNA of Lethenteron reissneri (Far Eastern brook lamprey), 4632 nucleotides long. RefSeq names its product peptidylprolyl isomerase domain and WD repeat containing 1 (gene PPWD1). Lineage: Eukaryota; Metazoa; Chordata; Hyperoartia; Petromyzontiformes; Petromyzontidae. The record is from RefSeq and is a predicted model, not a curated record. Gene Ontology annotation, biological process: protein peptidyl-prolyl isomerization. Gene Ontology annotation, molecular function: peptidyl-prolyl cis-trans isomerase activity; protein binding.